AACAUGGCGCCGCGGACACCAGAGCAGAUUUUUGUCGGCUUUGCCCUCGUCGGCCUCGGCAUCUACGCCAACUACAAGUACUCGUGGGGAGAAGAGCUCAUCGGGUUCCCGCUACCAUGGGCGGUGGUUGCUGUCGGCAUUGUCAUGCUCCUGCUCAACACGUGCGGGUUUGUGGGGACAAACAAGCGCAAGCGGACGUGUCUGCUGCUCUACUUUACCUUCCUCUUCUUCAUCAUGGCCGCAGAGGUCUCCAUCUCGAUCCUGGCCCUCUCGUACAAGCGCAACUUGGAGGAGCAGCUGUACCAGGGCUGGCUUGAUGCUUCGCCCGAGACAAAGGACAAGGUUCAGCGCAAGUUCAACUGCUGCGGCUUCUACACUGUCAACGACAACCCGGGACCGUCGUGCACCAACCCGCCGGCUGGCACAGACUCGUGCGCCGUCGCCAUCACAAAGUGGGUUGAGGAGAAGCUCGUCUUUGUCUACAUCGUCGGCUUUCUCUCGGCUGCCGUCCAGGUCUUUUGCCUCGUCGCCGCUCUCGUCCUCACCAAGCGCAUCGACGAUUACAAGAAGGGUCUCGAGGCUUCGUUCUCCUACUACUACUAUGAUGACAACGACCAGCUCAUUGUUGACGGCCCAGCCGGCCGCAACAUGAUCUAA
Molecule: messenger RNA, 657 nt
Organism: Thecamonas trahens ATCC 50062
Lineage: Eukaryota; Apusomonadida; Apusomonadidae
Exons: 2
Coding region: 4-657 (217 amino acids)
Cellular component (GO): membrane
Source: RefSeq, a predicted model, not a curated record